AAAUUUCUUCAUUGGUAGAAAAAAAUUGGAAGAAAAAAUGUCAGUUUUUUCUUCUUCUUCUUCUUCUUCUUCAUCACUUCAUUUCUUCACUCAAAAGCCUAAAUUCUCAGUAGUAGAGCACAUUUCUACCAGUAUUAACAAUACCCAUUUCAAUUUCAAGAUUAAUAACUCCAUAAACCCCAUAAAAUCGAAACCCCAUUUCCCCAUUUCUUCUCUUUUAGCUUCUUUCAGUCGAAUUUCAACUCAUUUUUCUACUUCUGCUGUGUCUGAUGGAGCUGGGGUUGUUGGAUUAGAUGAGGAAGCUGAAUUGUCAGCUGAAGAGGAAAUUGAAGAAGAUGAAGAGAAUGAGGGAGGUGAGAGUUUGGAGAAAGAAGAAGAUGGGGUUGUUGAUGAGCCUAAAUCGAUUGAAGAUGGUAGAUUGUAUGUGGGUAAUUUGCCAUUUUCAAUGACACCUUCUCAAUUGUCUGAAAUUUUUGCUGAAGCUGGUAAAGUUGCUAAUGUUGAGAUCGUUUAUGAUAGAGUUACAGAUAGAAGUCGUGGAUUUGCAUUUGUUACAAUGGGAAGUGUUGAAGAUGCAAAGGAGGCAGUUCGGUUGUUUGAUGGAUCUCAAGUUGGAGGUCGUACGGUCAAGGUAAACUUCCCCGAGGUUCCAAGAGGAGGUGAAAGGCAAGUAAUGAGUGCAAAGAUAAGAAGCACCUAUCAAGGUUUUGUAGACAGCCCUCACAAACUAUACGUUGCGAAUCUUAGCUGGAACCUCACGUCUCAAGGUCUGAAAGAUGCUUUUGCUGACCAGCCAGGAUUCUUAAGUGCAAAAGUCAUCUAUGACAGGGCCUCGGGAAGAUCUCGAGGUUUUGGUUUCAUUACAUUUUCUUCUGCUGAAGCAAUGAACAAUGCACUCGAUACCAUGAAUGAAGUGGAUCUUGAAGGACGGCCAUUACGACUAAAUAUAGCUGGGCAGAGAGAUCCAGUAUCUUCUCCACCAGUAGUCAAAACAAGUGAGUCCGAGAACAGUGUAAUACUCUAGUUUCGGCUCAUAAGAUCAUCGAGAUUCAUAGUGGCAUCGGCAAUUUGGAGAUAUGUAGAGUUUUAUAUUCGGCGGAGACCUUCUUUUUCCAGCUUAUGUAACUUUGAUACAGGUAAGCUGUGCUACUACAUUGCCUGUACAUUAUCUUAACUGCAUAGUAAACAUAUAUUAUGGUUGUAAUAUAACUCAUCACUAGAAUCAAUAGAGAUAACUCUUUAUAAAAUGCUCAUAUAUUCUACUA
Solanum lycopersicum (tomato) is the source of this 1265-nucleotide messenger RNA. RefSeq names its product 33 kDa ribonucleoprotein, chloroplastic. The record is from RefSeq and is a predicted model, not a curated record. Gene Ontology annotation, cellular component: chloroplast thylakoid membrane. Gene Ontology annotation, molecular function: mRNA binding. Gene Ontology annotation, biological process: chloroplast rRNA processing. Lineage: Eukaryota; Viridiplantae; Streptophyta; Magnoliopsida; Solanales; Solanaceae.